GUUCUGCCCCGGCAGAUGUUACAACUUUCUCGCAUUCUCUCCCGCGGUGUCCCCCCAGGCCCGCCCAACCCGUGCCUCCCUCCCGUUCCCCGGUGGGGUCCUGCCCGCCUCCCUGCGGGGAGCCCGACUGUUCUCAGGACUGCGGGCGGGGCGAGAGGCCGGGCGGGGGGCUGGAGGGUCGGGAGGAGGAGGAAGGGAAAGCAGAGGCGAGAGAAAUUAGGAGGCGGGAGAAAUCGAAGGCUAGUAGGAAGGGGAGAGUCAGAGGAUGGUGGAGAGCACUUUUUGGAAGCAGCCACGCCGCGUCUCAGGCUGGCCCGGCUGAGCUGGGGGAGAGGGAGCGAGCGCGGCGCAGGGCGGGCGCGCAGGCGGCGGGCGGCAGCUCGGCGCGGGCCUGACCUCCCCAGAGCGCCCCGCUGCGGCCGCGCAGUUCCGGCCGCCAGUCCUGGACCAACCCCUGGGCCGCCCCCCGGGGCCGCUGAACGAUCUCGCAGCGUCCAGGCCGGCCAGGCGGCGGGCGUGCGGGCCGUGCGCCCUGGGCGCGCGAGGCGGUGAGGCCCCGGGAACCCUGUGCGCCGGAACGCGACGGCCGGCAUGGCGAUGCACGCCCUCACUGGCUUCUCGCUGGUCAGCCUGCUCAGCUUCGGCUACCUGUCCUGGGACUGGGCCAAGCCAAGCCUGGUGGCCGACGGGCCCGGGGAGGCCGGCGUGGAGCCGCCUUCGGCCGCUCCACCCCAGCCUCCCCAUAUCAUCUUCAUCCUCACCGACGACCAGGGCUACCACGACGUGGGCUACCAUGGCUCAGAUAUCGAGACCCCUACACUGGACCGGCUGGCAGCCGAGGGUGUCAAGUUGGAGAAUUACUAUAUCCAGCCCAUCUGCACGCCUUCGCGGAGCCAACUUCUCACUGGCAGGUACCAGAUCCACACAGGACUUCAGCACUCCAUCAUCCGCCCUCGGCAGCCCAACUGCCUGCCCCUGGACCAGGUGACACUGCCCCAGAAGCUGCAGGAGGCCGGUUACUCCACCCACAUGGUGGGCAAGUGGCACCUGGGCUUCUACCGCAAGGAGUGCCUGCCCACCCGCCGGGGCUUCGACACCUUCCUGGGCUCGCUCACCGGCAACGUGGACUACUACACUUAUGACAACUGCGACGGUCCCGGCGUGUGCGGCUUUGACCUGCACGAGGGCGAGAGCGUGGCCUGGGGCCUCAGCGGCCAGUACUCCACCAUGCUCUAUGCCCAGCGGGUCAGCCACAUCCUCGCUAGCCACAGCCCCCGGCGGCCCCUCUUCCUCUAUGUGGCCUUCCAGGCGGUGCACACGCCCCUGCAGUCCCCGCGAGAGUACCUGUACCGCUACCGCUCCAUGGGCAACGUGGCCCGGCGCAAGUACGCCGCCAUGGUAACCUGCAUGGACGAGGCCGUGCACAACAUCACCUGGGCGCUCAAGCGCUAUGGUUUCUACAACAACAGUGUCAUCGUUUUCUCCAGUGACAACGGGGGCCAGACCUUCUCGGGGGGCAGCAACUGGCCACUGCGAGGACGCAAGGGCACUUACUGGGAAGGGGGCGUGCGUGGCCUCGGCUUCGUGCACAGCCCCCUGCUCAAGCGAAAGCGCCGGACGAGCCGGGAGCUGGUGCACAUCACUGACUGGUACCCGACCCUGGUAGGUCUGGCAGGUGGCACCGCCUCGGGGGCCGACGGGCUAGACGGCUACGACGUGUGGCCAGCCAUCAGCGAGGGCCGGGCCUCGCCGCGCACAGAGAUCCUGCACAACAUCGACCCCCUCUACAACCAUGCCCGGCACGGCUCCCUGGAGGCUGGCUUUGGCAUCUGGAACACCGCCGUGCAGGCUGCCAUCCGCGUGGGCGAGUGGAAGCUGCUCACGGGGGACCCUGGCUAUGGGGAUUGGAUCCCACCGCAGACGCUGGCCGCCUUUCCCGGCAGCUGGUGGAACCUCGAGCGCAUGGCCAGUGCCCGCCAGGCGGUGUGGCUCUUCAAUAUCAGCGCUGACCCCUAUGAACGGGAGGACCUGGCUGGCCAGCGCCCCGAUGUGGUCCGUGCCCUGCUGGCCCGUCUGGUGGACUAUAACCGCACGGCCAUCCCGGUGCGCUACCCAGCUGAGAAUCCCCGGGCCCAUCCCGACUUUAAUGGGGGUGCUUGGGGGCCCUGGGCCAGUGAUGAGGAAGACGAGGAAGACGAGGAAGAGGCAAGCAGGGCUCGAAGCUUCUCCCGAGGGCGCCGCAAGAAAAAAUGCAAGAUUUGCAAGCUGCGAUCCUUUUUUCGUAAACUCAACACCAGGCUGAUGUCCCAGCGGAUCUGAUGGGGGGGAGGUGAGGAUCUCUGUCCCCCUAGAUGUACUUCCCCAUUCAAGCCUGAGCCUGCCCCUCCCCACGGAGGGGCCUGAGGUCAAGUCCCCAGUUGCCGGGAAAUGGAAGGCACAGAGACCCUCAGUUGAAGGGUGGGGAGCUUGGCUUGGGGCAGAAUAAACUAGACUGGGGUACCUGGAUUCCA
Messenger RNA from Mirounga angustirostris (Northern elephant seal), 2510 nucleotides. It is a transcript of the gene ARSI, whose product is annotated as arylsulfatase family member I. The record is from RefSeq and is a predicted model, not a curated record. The transcript is spliced from 2 exons. Bases 592 to 2319 code for a protein of 575 amino acids. NCBI's taxonomy places the organism in Eukaryota, Metazoa, Chordata, Mammalia, Carnivora, Phocidae.